Molecule: messenger RNA, 627 nt
Organism: Ilex paraguariensis (yerba mate)
Lineage: Eukaryota; Viridiplantae; Streptophyta; Magnoliopsida; Aquifoliales; Aquifoliaceae
Source: the annotation of a GenBank genome assembly
AUGGCAGUUAACGUGAAGAGUAGAGAUUCUGUAUGUACGUGUGUUAAUGUUGUUGGCUAUGCUUACCUGAUUGCAGAUGUGUUCAAGAGGUUCUUCCUCCAAUUUUGGAUUCUUUUUCUGAACCACCACCUCUCUUUGACGGUACCACCAGCUCUGGAACAUGAGAACAAAAUCAUUGGAGAAAGUUUAGAUUUGAUCAAAUAUGUAGACAGUCACUUUGAAGGACAUGCGCUAUUACCAGAUGACCCCGCCAAAAAAGAGUUUGCUGAAGAGCUGAUAUCCUACUCUGAUACAUUUGUCAAAGGAGUGUUUACUUCAUUUAAAGGAGACGCAGUGAAAGAAGCUGGUGCUGCUUUUGAUUACUUGGAAACAGCUCUUCAUAAAUUUGAUGAUGGGCCUUUCUUCCUCGGCCAAAAAUUCAGUCUGGUGGACAUUGUCUAUGCUCCUUUCCUUGAAAGGCAUCAAAUCUUCUUCCAAGAUGUUUGGAGCUAUGAUAUCAGGUCAGGCAGGCCUAAAAUUGCGGCAUUCAUGGAGGAGAUGAUCAAGAUUGGUGCUUACACGCAGACAAAAUGUGAUCCCAAACUGCUUGUUGAAACCUACAAGCGUAUGUUUUUGGCUCAGAGGUAA